Rhododendron vialii is the source of this 741-nucleotide messenger RNA. RefSeq lists its product as uncharacterized. The transcript has 2 exons. The coding region runs from base 29 to 715 and encodes 228 amino acids. The record is from RefSeq and is a predicted model, not a curated record. NCBI's taxonomy places the organism in Eukaryota, Viridiplantae, Streptophyta, Magnoliopsida, Ericales, Ericaceae.
AGCCUUUGCCAUAUUCAAAUGUAUAUUCAUGCAGCUUGUAUAUUAUGAUUCUCCUCCUCAUCUCUCGUGGUACCCAAACUCCGACGGGAAGACGGCAACUGAGCUGUUCGAAGAUACCCACUCCGGCCUACGAAAAGAUGCCGAGGAAGCCCUGAAAUCAAUGAACGGCGGCCUGCUCCUCGUCUCUGCACUCAUCGGCACCGUCAACUACGCCGCAGUUUUCACUCUCCCCGGAGGCUUCGAUUCCAACAGAGACAGCCGGGGUUCUGGCCGCCCGGUCCUGUAUGGGACGGACAAAGAGCGAGGCCUGCUCCUUUUCUUGUGGUUCACUGGCGUCGCCCUGUAUGCCGCCUUUUUAUCGCUGGUGGAGAUGGUCGUGAUCCAGCUGUCCAAGUUCGCGAGCAGCGACUUCUUCACUGCAUUGCCCUUCAGGUACAUCGUCGCUAUAACAGCGUUGUACGUCUCUGUUGUCUUCACAAUCUUGGCCGUCUUCGAAGCCUACGACAUCAUCGACUUACACUUCAACGUAUAUGUCUUCCUGGGGCCGGCCCUCGCAGUGGUAACCAUUGUUUUCAUAGACGUCGUGUACCUGACUCUGUGUUGCCUGUGUCUUGCGUUGUGUUGCUCACUUUCGCACCGAGGCCACAUGUUUGAGGCAGUCAUCGUUAAGCAUAGUAUUGAAGAAGCUAAGUUGUACGAGCCUACGAGUGGGUGAGGCUGCGGACCGAUCAGCUAAUUCAU